AUGAAAAAUACUUCGAUUUCAAGACCACUUCUGAUUCUAGUGCUGUUUGCAAUUCUGUUUAUUGCAUAAGCUUAAGCUUUGACUUUCAAGGGUGUAAUAGAUUUAGUUUUCAUGCCAUUUUACGGAGCCUAUCAUGGAAGUGCUGACUGGAUUAAUAAUUAAAUAGCUCUACUGCUUUUCCAAGGACUAUUCCAUGUGUGCUUGAUUGAGACCUUUUUCUUUACUUUCAUCUUUAAUGAUGAAGGAGUUGCAUUCUACUAGUGCUACUCAAACUUUCCCAAGCAAGUUCUAUUCUUUUGA
Messenger RNA from Stylonychia lemnae, 300 nucleotides. The record is from the annotation of a GenBank genome assembly. NCBI's taxonomy places the organism in Eukaryota, Ciliophora, Spirotrichea, Sporadotrichida, Oxytrichidae.